CAGCUCCCAACCGUCUGACAGAGAACUCUAUGCUUUAACCGAAACGGAAGGAGAAGGAGCGAGACGGGGGCCAGACAGUGCGGGUUCAGCUCCCGGCUGCCGUAGUGUCCGGCCGCGUUAUAACGGGGGCAGCUGGGAGGGAAAGGCGCUCCAGCGAGGGAAGACCGAAAUCUCCUUUUCCCGCUGUUUGCGGACCGCCCCUCCCUCCGGCCUCCCUUCCUUGACCCCAUCCUCAAUCCGGUGGAGCUGCGCGGAAAAGCGGUCCCGCAGACGAGGGCCUCGCCCUUACUGUCCCGCCCUGUCCGCCCGCCCUCCUCGCCCCUAGGAAAACGCGACAGCUGCACCUGCCAACCGUCCGUCCUGCCCCCCGAAGGGAGAUUAGGUUGGGGACGGGGGAAGGAGGCGGAGGGAAGCCGGGUCGGGCCGGGCAGGGCCGAGCGAGAUGGAAAACUUUUCCUCCAUCAGUAGCUCCCAGCGGACCCGGGACAACUUUCUCGGCGAAGAUGGAGAAGGUCAGCGGAGGCCGGGGCUGCAGGGAGCCAGACUCGGAGAGGGUCAGGGCGGCUAGGAUUGGCAGGGAGAGGAUAGGGGGCCGUCGGGUGCCGGGGUGGAGGGGGUGGCUCCCAGCGUUGGGUCACUACUAGCCUCCUUGCCACCGGCCAAUUGAUUUACCAGUGAUCCGUCAAAAAGAGAAGCUUGGGAACCCGGCGGGCCGCGCACAAUGCCCACAAUGCCCGGCCCUGCCCGUCUCUUCACCCCUUUCGCCACGCGGCACCAGCCCAGACAAAUUUUCUGCGCGCGCGCACACACACACACACACACACACACACAACAUUCACAAUCACAUAUACGACACACACACACAACACUCUAAAACCCAAACACGUCGCAAAACACUACCAAACGCAUUCAAAUACACACAAACGCAAACUCACCCAAAAUGUAUUCACAACACGCACAAAUACCCACAUAUUCACCAACAGACGCACACAAACAUAGACACACUCAUACACCACAAAAGGAGGGAAAGGAAAGCGGGGAGCGGCAGACUGUUUGAAAGGGUGUGGAGACAGUGGCAUUUCCCAGUUUAACCCGAUCCAGUCCAGCCUCGGCCCAGCUCAGCCCAGCCCGCUCCCAUCCCCGCCGUUUAAUCGAAGAACGGGGAGACGGUUCCUACUCGAAUGGCCUAUUUUCCUUCUCGCUGUCGGGAUUGUCCUGAAUCCUUGCGUGCCCGUCCUGACCGGGAACUGAUCUACCCUCCAAGAGGCGGCAAUUUACCGCCCCGAACCCCCUCCGGUCCCCAACGGUCCCCUCCGGUUCUCCCGGGCCUGGACCGGGAGGAGACAAGCCCCGCCAGCGACCCCGGCCCGAAGAGGCUCCGGGACACGAGGGAAGUGGGAGGCUACCAGAGGGGAAAGGACGCUCCUCCUCAGGACCAGAGGCUGAGGGACCGGGAAGCCGGACAGCAGAGCCUCCAGUCACGAGGACGGUCCGGGAACAUGAGGGUCCACCCCACCCGACUCCUUCUUUUCAGCAACAACAACGACAGCAGCAGCAGCAACUCCGGUAAAAAGCGAACGGCCUCAACCCCAGGCCUCAGGUCCCUCCGACUGCGGCAGACGCGGGAUGGACGAAGGUGGAUGGAACGAAGAACGGCCGCGCCGCACCCAGCCGAUUCCGCGGCCGCCCGGGCACCCCGGCCAAGUGACAGACCCCUGUUCGGGCGGACUGGAGCGGGAAAAACACUCCUCCGAGCCCGCACCCACUUUGGGGUGUUUCCUCGGAGAAUGACAACCCCGCACUCCUCGCUCUACGCAGACAUAUAUGAGAUAUAUGCACAGUGCGUCCCGUCCUCAAAGGAAACAACGAAAAGGCCAAGCCUCAGGGCUGCGGGAGCGAGUCUGCGUGGUCGGCCGCGCGCAGCCGGGCGACGCGCUCAGCGGAGUCUAGGAAAUAACCGCCUCUGCAAAGGCUCCGGGGGGCUCCGUGCCUCGGCCUCCAGACCCGGAAUGGCACGGAACAGCAAAGUGAGGUGCGUGCAAGAAGGCGUGCUCGGGUCCGUGCGUGUUUGCCUGCGAGUGUCCUAGACGUGGUGCUGGGAAGAUGGCUUGCUUCAUUCCAUCUCAUCCGGGAAAAAUCGAGGUCUGUCUGUUGGAGCAAAACUGGGAUAUUGCCCGAGGACGACUCCCAGACUCGAGAAAUGGACUGACAGUCUUCAGAGGAACCACUCCCGGAGACCAAAUCCUUGUCUUUCUCAUCGCGGGGCAGAAAAUUAACCCGCCCGUCCACUGAUUAAUACAAUUCAGCUCUGCUUAAAAUUCAACGCGCUGUUUUGGAUGGAGCCGUAUUUUAAAAGGCUUAUAUUUGCCAUUAAGCGUGAGUGUGAAGAAAUCAGUAACUAUUCUUUUCAUCA
Molecule: messenger RNA, 2413 nt
Organism: Ornithorhynchus anatinus (platypus)
Lineage: Eukaryota; Metazoa; Chordata; Mammalia; Monotremata; Ornithorhynchidae
Exons: 6
Coding region: 1182-2087 (301 amino acids)
Source: RefSeq, a predicted model, not a curated record